ACCAACACAUCAUCAUGUCAAAUACCAACGAAAGCAACUACUCACGCAGUUUCUUCUUCUUCUUCUUCUCCUUCUGUUGCUGAAUUCCGAUUUUUCAAUUCUCAAUCUCAAGGUGAAAAGAUGCACCCCGUGCCAAUAGCUAUUUUCCGGUGCUGGAGAUAAGGCGUGAUGGGCGGUUGCUGCUGUUGUUGUUCUUCUAAGGAGACCGUAUUGAGCGCUCCACCUGCGUAUUAUUAUGUCAUAUCCUAGAGCAUCAGAUGAGCAUGUUCCUCUAUCAUCUCACCCGGGUGCUGCUUCUGCUUUCUCUGGGAGGCUCUUGGUUGACACUAAUCUAGAUACUUCGAGUCCUGAUACUUAUAGACCUCCUCCUGCUCCCAUCCCUUUCAAUGUUACCACUCAAACUCCACCUUUGGCUCAAGAAAUUCGUGGUGACAAGAACAAUACAUCCUUGCAUUCUACAAAUUCGAAUUCUAAUUCAAUUCAAGAACCAGUUGCUGGGGACAAUCAUGGGACCUCAGUUAAGUUGGAAGACCUAAAGGAAUCAGGAUGCAAAGUUCAGACUGAUCUAGAAAUAGAUUCAGCAAAGGAUUCUGAAAUUGAACUUCCAAAGUUGGGAGAAUCUAUAAAUUUAGAAGAGGAGGAUGCAUGCCCAAUUUGUUUAGAGGAGUAUGAUGCAGAGAACCCAAAGCUUGCCACAAAAUGUGAUCAUCAUUUUCACCUUGCAUGCAUUCUGGAGUGGAUGGAAAGAAGUGAAACUUGCCCUGUGUGUGAUCAGGAUUUGGUUUUCAACCCUCCCAUUGAAUAAUACAUAACGCAGGAGUUCAAAUACAAUGUGUAGCGUUUGAGAAGCUAAAUUACAAAAACAUGAGUUCAAUAUUGUAAUCCGUAGCAACCCGAGCGUAUGGCUGUAUUUUGAUUGUUUUGGCUUUGUAGUUUCUUGAGGGUUUAUUCCAUUUUUUAUGCAUAGUCCCUUGUGUUGGUUACAGGAAAUUAAAGGAAAGUAGAAUGAUCUCUUUUCAUAGUUUUUCAAUUAGAAUGUUAAAAGUGAUAUCUGGAUACUAUUUGCGAAACAGAUCAAUCGUUGCGAUAUUUCGUUCUUCUCUUGUUGUGGAUUAUUUGACUCUUGUUAUAUUGUCAGAGAAUGAUAGAAUGCUCGCGCUUUCUUUGUACUGCUUUCAUCUUGUAUAUAAAUUUUUUUGGUAGAUCCAUAAUUUUUAUUUAAAUUAUGUUAUUCUGUAGAUCGCAUGGAAUGAUGAAGACGACAAAUUAUAGUUGUUU
This is a messenger RNA of Abrus precatorius (Indian licorice), 1278 nucleotides long. Its product is annotated as probable E3 ubiquitin-protein ligase RHB1A. Lineage: Eukaryota; Viridiplantae; Streptophyta; Magnoliopsida; Fabales; Fabaceae. Gene Ontology annotation, molecular function: ubiquitin-protein transferase activity. The coding region runs from base 236 to 805 and encodes 189 amino acids. The transcript is spliced from 5 exons. The record is from RefSeq and is a predicted model, not a curated record.